Eremothecium cymbalariae DBVPG#7215 is the source of this 627-nucleotide messenger RNA. It is a transcript of the gene RRS1, whose product is annotated as ribosome biogenesis protein RRS1. The transcript has a single exon. Gene Ontology annotation, cellular component: nucleolus; preribosome, large subunit precursor; nucleus. NCBI's taxonomy places the organism in Eukaryota, Fungi, Ascomycota, Saccharomycetes, Saccharomycetales, Saccharomycetaceae. Gene Ontology annotation, biological process: ribosome biogenesis; ribosomal large subunit export from nucleus; ribosomal large subunit biogenesis. The record is from RefSeq and is a predicted model, not a curated record. Bases 1 to 627 code for a protein of 208 amino acids. Gene Ontology annotation, molecular function: protein binding.
AUGUCUGGAAAUAGUACUAGUGCGAGUUCUUUACCGGUCACGGUCGAAAAGCCUAUCCCUGUAACCUAUGAUAUGGGUAAUCUAGCCGUUUUUGAUACCAACACAUUAGACAAAAAUGAUUUAGACUCUUCUAAUGGCGCUAGAGAAGAACAUCUUAAAAGUUUAACCAGAGACAAUAUGCAGUUAAUGAUAAAUCAAAUAUUAUCUCUGCCUAUUAAAACUACAACCGAAGCAACCGGUGGUACCAGUGGUCAAAGUGCCACUGUGACGCUAAUUCAGUUACCGCAACCAACCACCGAGCUGCCCAGAGAGAAACCAUUGCCUAAGCCAAAGGCUCCAACCAAAUGGGAAUUAUUUGCUGCAAAGAAGAAUAUCAAGCCCAAAGAAAGAGCUGGCAAGAUGGUUUACGAUGAAGCUUCUGGUGAGUGGGCGCCCAAAUGGGGUUACAAGGGUAUCAAUAAGAAAUUAGACGACCAAUGGUUGGUGGAGGUUGAUGAUAAAGUUAAGGGCACCGAUGAUGAAUUGAUUGAUCCAAGGACUUUAAGCAGGGCGGAAAGAAAGAAGUUAAUCAAGAAGAACGAACUGCAACAUAAGAGAAAUUUAAAAAACUCCAUGGGUCUAAAAUAA